Effrenium voratum is the source of this 1121-nucleotide messenger RNA. Lineage: Eukaryota; Dinophyceae; Suessiales; Symbiodiniaceae. The record is from the annotation of a GenBank genome assembly.
GAGCGGAUCUCCAGAGAAUCGACUCCAAAGGAGUCGAGUCGAGUUGCGAGUGGGAAUUCCUCCGGUGGAAGCGACCUUGUCACCAUGGGGGAGAGCCAUGCGUACGGGGCUUCCUUGUGCUGCUUCAGCCGGAGGCACUUCAUCCUGACCGUGUGUUUGGUGAUGACCUUGGUCUACGCUGUCCGUGUCCUGCGGUGGAUCCUCCUGGCGAGUCUUUACUUCGACACGCCCAGGGACCACCCGAACAGCUGCGUGGGCCAGCAGUGCUUCGAGGUCUUUAGCUGCUACGGCAUGAAGGACACCACAGCGCACGUCAUCGAACCGCUCUUCUCGCUGUCCGGACUCCUCCUCUUCCCCCUGGGCUUCCAUGCUGCGAUGCACGGAGGGGACCUGGACAUGAAGCGCUUCAGCCUCUUCAUGCUCGCCACCUCGCUGCUGCGGUGUGGCGCGCUGGUCUUCGACGUGACCUUCUUCUACACCUGCAACAUGUAUGACUCCAACAUGAUGAGCCUCGUGCUGAGCAGGUUCUUGCCCCCGAGCCCAUUGCGCCUGGGUGUGCAGGAAACCCUCGCCGGCUUCGACAGCUUUCCCAAGGAGGCCGUGGGUGCCGUCACCAGCUUCAACAUCUUGGCCUGGUACCUGGUGCUCAUGGGCCUUUGGACCGCCUUCUUCAUCUACGUCACCAUGGAGGCCUUUACGCUCUCCUCGUUGAUGCAGCACGGACUGCUAGGCUUGGGGGUGCACUUCGGCCUGGAUCAGUGGGAUGAGGAGCUGAACCGGGCAGCGAUCCGGCGGAAGGCGCAGAGCGGCGUCAGCAGCAAGUUCAUGGACGAUGCGGUGCUGCCCUUGAGCCAGCACGUGCACGUGGGUGGCCUCAGCGGCUACGGCGCUCCCAGCUACGCCCCGCGGAACUACGCCUACGCGGGAUACGACAAGGACAUGAGCAUGACCACGGACUUCAGCACGGGCCCGCCCCCGUCCUAUGAGGUGCCGGACCACUUCAGCGCGGAGGAGGAGGAUGCGGAGGCCGUGCGCAUGCUGGCUGAGAGGUUGGCCAGGGAGGAGAGCGCAGAGGAGAUCCUCGACCGCACCUGGGAUUGACGGGAAAAUCGAAUCGACGC